AUGCUCGUGUCUGUGGUUUCGGUAGAUGCCAAGCUGCAAUCCAAGACAAGCGAUCCCUGCGUCACGGAUUUUGAAGUCACCGGAAGGGUCAUUUCGGUCAAUGCUACUUCGGUUAAUGUGGAGGAAGGUGAUUUGAUAUCGUUUGAUUCCUACAAUGUGGACAAAGAAGCUCCAGGAUGCCUGGGGUAUGCGGUUGGCCCGUUGCCUCCUCUCCAACUGGAGCCAGGAUGGUGUGGCAAGGUCUAUCUCAAAAAGUCGAAUGAUGAUAAUCAAGAUGGAGCGUUGUCCAUUGCAGCACAUGGACAUAGUUUUGUCGCUGCCGCCGAUCCGGAUGACUGCAAAAAGGCACUGGAGUAUGGACAUGUCAAGGCACUCGAUGUUAGCGACAUGGAUGGUGCUACUGGGGUGGGCUUGAUUGAUGUGGCUGCGUAUUAUGAGGGUGACAAAGAGGAUAGAGAAAGCGACAAGAACUCUGUUGGCUCCACAAUUCACAGCAUACUACCGGCCAUAUCCGGAACAGCCGUGUUUUUGUUGCUUCUCUGA
Seminavis robusta is the source of this 543-nucleotide messenger RNA. NCBI's taxonomy places the organism in Eukaryota, Bacillariophyta, Bacillariophyceae, Naviculales, Naviculaceae. The record is from the annotation of a GenBank genome assembly.